Messenger RNA from Danio aesculapii, 2189 nucleotides. It is a transcript of the gene zranb2, whose product is annotated as zinc finger, RAN-binding domain containing 2. Gene Ontology annotation, molecular function: RNA binding; lipopolysaccharide binding. The record is from RefSeq and is a predicted model, not a curated record. Gene Ontology annotation, biological process: RNA processing. Lineage: Eukaryota; Metazoa; Chordata; Actinopteri; Cypriniformes; Danionidae. The transcript is spliced from 9 exons. Bases 208 to 1161 code for a protein of 317 amino acids.
CCAUUCAGAUUUUGAAACACAGCCCAUUUAUGUCUUUCGAUGUAGCAAACGUGUUCUUGCCUCGUUGUUUCACACUCUGAAAAGUGCUGCUUUGUUAUCGUUUUUAGUUUUAAACUCAAUAGUAUUGGUGUAAUCAUCUAUAUUAAUAUUUUACGCCGUUCUUUGUUUCUCUGCCGGAAUCUGAAAGACAGUUGUGGGAAGACCAACAUGUCGGGCAAGAGUUUUCGCGUUAGCGACGGAGACUGGAUUUGUCCUGAUAAAAAGUGUGGAAAUGUCAACUUUGCAAGAAGAACGAGUUGCAAUCGAUGUGGAAGGGAGAAGACGACAGAAGCAAAGAUGAUGAAAGCAGGGGGAACAGAGAUAGGAAAGACCCUGGCAGAGAAGAGCAGAGGUCUCUUCAGUGCAAAUGAUUGGCAGUGCAAAACUUGUGGAAAUGUUAACUGGGCCAGAAGAUCAGAGUGCAACAUGUGUAACACUCCUAAAUAUGCCAAACUGGAGGAAAGGACAGGAUACGGAGGAGGGUUUAACGAAAGAGAAAAUUUAGUCUACAAUGAGCGAGAGGAGUCUGAUGGUGAAUACGAUGAGUUUGGGCGCAUAAAAAAGAAGUUUCGUGGGAAAACCAAGAAGGAUAGUGAUAAAAAGGAGGAACCAAAAAAAGUUGAUCAAGACGAUGAUGAAGAGGAUGACGAAGAUGAUGGGGAUCUUUCCAAAUACAAACUUGAUGAUGACGAUGAAGAUGACGAUGAUGCAGAUUUGUCCAAGUAUGAUUUGGAUGACAGUGAGGAGGAGAAGAAAGGGAGUCAUUCAGGCUCCACGCACUCAUCUUCACGCUCGUCCAGUUCAAGUUCCCGGUCUAGGUCCAGAUCCCGGUCCAGAAGCUCAUCCAGCUCCAGAUCUCGCUCUCGAUCCAGGUCCAAAUCCAGAUCCAGCUCCAGAUCAGGAAAGGGUUCUGCUUCCUCAAAGAAGAGGUCUCGCUCUCCAUCGUCAUCCCCUGAAGGAGGCCAGAAGAGGAGUCGUUCCAGAUCCUCCUCUGGUGGCCGAAAAAAAAGGCGUGCACGAUCUCACUCGUCUGAAAGGUUUGGUGUAACACAUGGUGUCCUGGAUACCAGGCGUCCUUCUGCUUUAUACACUGGACUCAGUGAUAAAACAGUACAUGAUUGAAACAAUCUGCUUUUCAUUGGACAAUACUUUUGUUUUGAUGUCAAAUCACUUAAUCAGUCACGGUCUUUUUCUUUUUCUCUCUCCUCUUUCCAUCUCUUUGUAGACGCAGAGGCUCGUCUGGAUCAUCUCACUCUGACUCAAGCUCAAAACAGAAAUGAUUAACAAAAGAACCGGAUCUUUCUAAAACUGCAUGUUUUUUUUCUCCUCCAACUCCAGUUUUUGUGCUAUUGCAGCUAACCAACUGUUUGAAUUCACACUGAUUUCCAUGAAAAGCAAACCUGUGCACCUGUUCACCUAACCUCUUAAGUUUUCUGCUAAAAAAAUUUAGCCAAAUCUCUCAACAGUAUAUCUCAAGGUGUAAAGUCCGUAGUUUAAGUGGAUUUAUCGAUCAUUUAGUGACUGUAUACAUGGCACAUAUCUUCUGACAUUUACCUUUUGAUAUGAAAUUAUGCAAAUGAUAUUGCAGAAGUAGAUUUAUCCAACCAUUGUCAGAUAUUCUUGCAGUCAAAAUAAUUAGUUCAUUCACAAAACAUUUGUUGAUUUGAAAAAAAUACUUCUCCAGAUGCUGGUUUAAUGGCUAAUGUUAAAAUACUGAUGGCAUCAAAGUCAGCGAUGCCAGCAUCUGAAGGAUAGAGGAAAAAUUCCCUCUUGAGGCUUAACAUUGCCUUUAGUAAUUGUGUGCAUAAAAGGUAAGUAUGUUUUAUUUUUUUGUUUUUUUUUAAACUUGGAGAAUUUACUUUUGGCAGGACAGAUGAAAUGCAAUUUUGGUUCCUUGUGUGUAUGUCCUAUUUUGUUUAAUUUUAAGCAUAACUUUGCGGAAUUACUAAAUGGUUUAAAUUGACAAACGCAAGUUACAAAUAAAGUAAAUUACUUUUUCUCUUCUCUUUUUUUCCCCCUCUGUGGUCAAAUCAAAUUUGGAACAUGUAAUCUGAAAUAUUUUACCACCCGCUUCUGACAUGAAAUAUGAAAAUGUUUUACUGUUAAAAGACAUGAGUGUAACCAACAUGAAUAAACUUGUUAAUCUGAAA